This is a messenger RNA of Eutrema salsugineum, 1057 nucleotides long. RefSeq lists its product as uncharacterized. Bases 43 to 900 code for a protein of 285 amino acids. The transcript is spliced from 6 exons. The record is from RefSeq and is a predicted model, not a curated record. NCBI's taxonomy places the organism in Eukaryota, Viridiplantae, Streptophyta, Magnoliopsida, Brassicales, Brassicaceae.
GUGUUUCAGUCAGCUUCUUCUUCAUCGGUUACUAAAUUAGAGAUGGCGACUUCUCCGGUCUCUCCUCUUACUUCACAACUCAACCAUGAAGCUGUCAAUCCCAAGUCUGUGCUUCCAAAAUCACCGUUCAUGUCGGGUUCUAAGCUCUUCUCCUCGAACAUGCCUUGCUCUACUGUUCCUCGACGCACAAGAAGAUUAAACUGCUUCGCUUCUGCUAAAGACAUGAGCUUUGACCACAUCCCAAAACUAUUUCGAGGAGACAACCUCAAAGAUGGAGUGAUGCAGAACUUCAAGAAUGUACCGCAAGCACAUGAAGCUAUUGACUAUGGAAUUGCAGAGAAGAUAGCUGACUCGCAGGAUAGUUCCUUCGAGAAACGGGGGGAUCAGAAAUCGAUGUCACGGAGACAGUUGAUGACAUGUUUUUGUCUAUCUCCAGCUUUAAUUAACAAUGCUUAUACCUUUGUCUCUGUACAAAACGCAGCCGCUUUAGACAAGAAACCAGGAGUUUGCCGUAACUGUCAAGGCAUUGGUGCUGUUCUUUGUGAUAUGUGUGGUGGUACAGGAAAAUGGAAAGCUUUUAUCGAAAACGUGCCAAAGAUGUAUAUGAGUUUACAGAAUGUCCAAACUGUUACGGUCGAGGCAAACUUGUUUGUCCGGUGUGUUUGGGUACAGGUUUACCAAACAACAAAGGCCUUCUUAGAAGGCCUGGUGCUCGCGAGCUACUCGACAAGAUGUACAAUGGUCGGCUUCUUCCCAAUUCAUGAGCAGAUUGUUACUGCAAAUGUAUUUUUUAAAGACAGAGCCAAUAAACAUGAUUAUAUAAGCGGAAGAAAACUAACACAUUGUGGACGCAUGGAAAGCUAUAGAAGAAUGGGAUUUCAAGAACAUGCUUUACAAUAAUUAUCAGAUUAUAAUGGGGAAAAUUGUAAAAAGAAAACUUCCAACUUUCAAAUUUUGACCAUUAAAAGCACAAACAAUGUAGAUAGUUUUAAUCAUUGUAUUAAGCACAACUCUCAAAAGACAUGUUUUUUUAUAUUGCAACAAGCUCUGUUACAAA